Molecule: messenger RNA, 785 nt
Organism: Plasmodium vivax (malaria parasite P. vivax)
Lineage: Eukaryota; Apicomplexa; Aconoidasida; Haemosporida; Plasmodiidae
Exons: 3
Coding region: 202-489 (95 amino acids)
Source: RefSeq, a predicted model, not a curated record
ACCAAAAAAAAAAAAAAAAAAAACCCACAGUGUGAAUGAGAAUCCCAAUCUGAAUGGUAAUUCCAAUCUGAAUAGCUACCCCAACCCGAAUAGCCAUCCGCAUCACACCGACCGCACCAUUCAAAUGCAGUGAAACGCGCUUGUGUAACUUCCUCCCAUUUGCAUAGAGGCCCCCACGGCGUGGCACACGUGGCGCAUACUAUGGGGGUGAAAUUCGAGUUCUUCAGAUUCUUCAAGCUGAACUACUACGCCUUUUACGUGAAGAAGGAAAAGCUUUACACCUUCCUGCAUACCACCACGGCGUAUUCCCUCGUGGGGGUGACCCUCUACCUGGGAUACUCCUUCUUCCACAUGUGGAACGACGCGGUACACUACUCGUACAAGCACUACAUGCGGAAGGAAAAACAACGCAAAGAACUGUACGAAAAAAUUAGGACCGCUCGGGAGAAUGGUCUCAUCCCGAAGAGCCAAGUUGACCUCUCGAGUUAAGCGACUGAUUGGGCAGGCAACUAGCCAAAAUUAGCAGCCAAUCAAAUUAGCUAGCUAAAAAAAAGUGCACACAUUUCGUGCGUGUCAAAAGGAAUACCCUUCCAGGAAAAACAACCCAUGAAGAGAACACCCGUACAAGAGGUUAAGGCGAAUCUGCACGAGCGUUUUAUAGCGAUCCUUGGGUAUGCUUCUCCCAACUGUACUAUCACAUUUGACGAAUAAGUAAAACCAAACAAGUUGCACACAGAGAAAAUAUUACCUGAACAGGUCAGCUUAUUUGCAGUCAGGUAGAACAA